Molecule: messenger RNA, 1101 nt
Organism: Rotaria sordida
Lineage: Eukaryota; Metazoa; Rotifera; Eurotatoria; Philodinida; Philodinidae
Source: the annotation of a GenBank genome assembly
AUGCCGAAUACACGAAGUUCUAAUCAUUAUAUUGUCAUUUCUAAUGGACUAAGUGAAGAAGAAACGGACACAUCCGAGUUAGAAGAUGACAUUGGUGCUGUUCAACAUAUUUUACACGAUAAAUUAACAAUCAACGAAGACAAUUCAUCUAGUGAAGGAAGUGAUGUUGAAGAAAUGGAAUCUAUUACACUUAUGACAAAUCAAUCAAAUUUAUAUUCUACACAGAUGAAUCCAAAUAAACCACUUUGUGUUUCUGAAAACGAAAUGAAUCGUUUUAUAGGUAUAUUAUUAAUGACUGGUGUCUAUUCAUUUCCACAACAGCGUUAUUUUUGGAUGAAUACUACUCGUGUUGAAUCUAUAACCUCAGCUAUGAGUAGAGAUCGAUUUUUACAAAUCAAAAGAAAUAUUCAUGUUUUUGAUAAUACAAAUCAAUUAGAUAGCAAUGAUCCGAAUUUUGAUCGCGCGUACAAAGUUCUACCAUUAUUAAAUAUUGUUAAAGAAAAUUCACGCAAAAUUCCAAAAGAGGAAAAAUUAAGUGCAGAUGAACAAAUUAUACUUUUCAAAGGACGAAGCAUCAUGAAGCAACACAUGCCAAAAAAACCACUCCGUUGGGGUUAUAAAAUGUUUAUAUUAGCUGGUAAUGGUAGUGGAUUAUGUUACGAUUUUAUCUUUUAUACAGGUAAAGAAGGUAAGUCUGUACAUGGACUUUGUACACAGAUUGUUCUUGAUCUUUGUGAAACAGUACCAAGAUCGAUAAAUCAUAAGCUUUUUUGUGAUAAUUUUUACACUACAAUCAGAUUACAAGUGGAGUUGCACAAGCUUGAUAUUUAUGCUGUUGGUACGGUACGACCAAAUCGAUUACCUGGUUUAAUUAUGAAAAACGAAAAGGAUUUAUCACGUGAGGGACGUGGUGCUAUGGACCAUCGUGUUGCAGAAGUUGAUGGCGUUCAAAUUUGUGCAGUGAAAUUGUACGAUAAUAAUAUCGUUAACUGCCUAUCAACAUUACAUGCUUGUCAUCCAGUCGAUUUUGUUCAAAGAUGGUCAAACAAAGAAAAAAAAACAUAUAUUAGUAAAAAGACCAAAUAUUAUAAAAGCUUAUAA